This is a messenger RNA of Musa acuminata AAA Group (dessert banana), 1752 nucleotides long. Its product is annotated as bystin. Gene Ontology annotation, molecular function: snoRNA binding. Bases 124 to 1458 code for a protein of 444 amino acids. Lineage: Eukaryota; Viridiplantae; Streptophyta; Magnoliopsida; Zingiberales; Musaceae. Gene Ontology annotation, biological process: rRNA processing. Gene Ontology annotation, cellular component: nucleolus; cytoplasm; preribosome, small subunit precursor. The transcript has 12 exons. The record is from RefSeq and is a predicted model, not a curated record.
CCGUGCUACAUCUACCGAUAGACGACCCGCGACAACCCUCGUUAGGGCUUUCUGCUCCAAGUCUUUCCGCUUCGGCUCCAAUUCGCGCUGCGCUCCGCCGUCCGUGUUUCGAUCACCGCCUCAAUGGCGGGUAAGAAGCGGAAGGAGAAGCCGGCGCCGCCGCAGCACCGCGUGGCCCUCGACGCAGACGACUCCGUGGUCUCCAAGAAGCGCGCCCGGCCACCGAAGCACCACCAAUCCGGAGACGAGUUGAUCUCAUCGGACCUAAGCUCGAAAAUUCUGAAGGAAGCUAUCAACCAGCAGAAGGAGAUACUCCAGGAAGCUGAGGAAGAGAACCGCACUCCCUUCUCCGCCGUGUCGGUCGAUCCGUCCGUCGCUUCGGAUAGCGACGCUGAAGACGCCGGUGCAUUCGACGACUUCUCUGAGACCCAGAGUCAGUAUGACGUCGACGAAGUGGAGAUUGACGAGGAGGACGAGAAGCUCUUGGCAGCAUUUAUGUCUACUAAGACAGGUCCACAGCCCACACUGGCGGAUAUCAUCAUUCAAAGGAUUAAAGAGAAGGAAGCGGAGGUCACUUCUGAACGGCCUCUUCCUAAAUUGGAUAGUAACAUCAUUGAUCUGUACAAGGGGGUGGGCAAGCUGCUCAGUAGGUAUACCAAUGGGAAAAUUCCAAAGGCUUUUAAACACAUCCCGGCCAUUGAACUCUGGGAGGAUGUAUUAUAUCUAACAGAGCCAGAAAAUUGGUCUCCAAAUGCAAUGUUCCAGGCAACUAAAAUAUUCUCAUCAAACUUGAGUGUGAAAAAAGCCCAACGCUUUUACACUCUUGUUUUACUCCCACGAGUUAGGGAGGAUAUCAGAAAGAAUAAGCGACUACAUUUUGCUCUGUAUCAAGCACUUAAAAAAUCCCUCUAUAAGCCAGCUGCCUUCUUCAAGGGUGUUCUAUUACCACUUUGUCAGUCGGGCACGUGCACUCUUAGAGAAGCUGUUAUCAUUGGAAGCAUAAUUCAGAAAGUAUCCAUUCCGCCCCUUCAUUCAAGUGCAGCUCUCAUGAAGCUGGCAGAGCUAGAAUACUGUGGAACAACUAGUUAUUUUAUCAAGCUAUUUCUAGAUAAGAAGUAUGCAUUGCCAUAUCGAGUGCUUGAUGCAGUAGUUGCCCAUUUCAUGAGGUUCCUUGAGGAUACAAGAAUCAUGCCUGUUAUAUGGCACCAAUCACUUCUUGCAUUUGUUCAAAGGUACAAGAAUGAACUGAACAAGGAGCAGAAGGAUGAUCUUCACCGUUUAAUACAAUACCAGAAGCAUCAUUUGGUUACUCCUGAAAUCCGUAGAGAACUGAAGAAUAGCCGAAAUCGUGGGGAGGAGGAUGAUCGUAUGUCUAUAUGUGCACCAUUUUCUGUGAUCAAUAAACCAAUCGAGGAAGAUAGAUGGGAUUUUCCAGAAGUUCCAAUGGAGGAGGAUUAGGUUGCAGGUGCUAUAAGCUGGGAGGAUCUCAACUCAUACUUAGCUGCUGCAGUAGAGUUACAGCUCCUCGUCUGCUUGAGUUACAAUAGAAGGCCAUACUCAUAGAUAAGCAAUGUUCUUGGAGUGUUUGUGUGGUUACGCUUGAUUCUUUUACAGCAUUAUAAGUUUUUGAUGCUGUGUGCCUUUUCCUCUUUCCCAUUUAGAGUGAGAUUGUGACAAGGGACCCAUUUAAAUCCUUAAUUUUGUCAUCCAUUAAUUAAUGAUCUAAGAUAAGCUGAGCUAAACUUGUCUGCC